AUGCUCGAGCUGUCUGCGCUCUUCGGGGAGGUUGAGCAGGAGCUGGAUGACAGCAAGAUUCACUUCCGGGUGGGCGGUCUCUCGUCGGUCAUGCGCAUCGGCAAUGUGCGCGACGAGACGGGCCGCCUAAUCUCGAUGCACACCAUCUCCGCGCCGCUGCCGCCGGGCGGCUCUGCUCAGUACCGAGCCGCCGAGCGGCAGCCAGCGUGGCACACGGACUCGCUGUACCGCCGGCGGCCUCCCGUCGGCUCGGCGCUGUACUGCGUGACGGCCCCGCCCUCGGGCGGCGCCACGUGCUUUGCGGACGCGACGACCGCCUUCGCGAGCCUGGACGAGGUGACCAAGGAGCGGCUGCGGGGCCUGACCUGCGUCUGCUCGAUGGCGCACCACGACGCAAAGGUGAAGAAGCGGGGCUCGCCAGACUACCCGACUCUCUCCGAGGCCCAGCGGAGGGCCAACCCGGCUCAGAGAGUGCCUCUCGUGCUGCGGCACCCGCAGACGGGCAGGGAGGCGCUGUCCGGCAUGAACGCGGGGACUUGCGCGGUGCUGCCCGGCGGGGCCGAGCUUUCGCGCGCGGAGAUGGACCGGUGCGAGCUCGAGGCGGUCGAGAUGCCGUCGGUCGAGGCGGAGCUUCGUGCGCUGCUGCCCUUUGCGACGCGCGACGAGUUUGUGGUCCAGUGGCAGUGGGAGCCGGGAGACUUUGUCGUGUGGGACAACCGAUGCACGAUGCACUGCGCAACGGGCUUCGAGUGGCAACGGUUUACGCGAGAAAUGUGGCGGACGACGCUGGUGAGGGAGUGGGAAGAGUAG
This is a messenger RNA of Emiliania huxleyi CCMP1516, 810 nucleotides long. RefSeq lists its product as hypothetical. Bases 1 to 810 code for a protein of 269 amino acids. Lineage: Eukaryota; Haptophyta; Isochrysidales; Noelaerhabdaceae. Gene Ontology annotation, molecular function: oxidoreductase activity. The record is from RefSeq and is a predicted model, not a curated record. The transcript has a single exon.